UCUUCCAAUUACACAUUUGCAUCCUUUUGGGGUUUUAGGGUUUUGGUGUGUUCGAGCGUUCUAAGUCCACUCUUCCCUGCGAAUCUCUCCCUAAUCAAAGAAAAUCAUGACUGCCGAGACCCAGGAUGAGCUCGCUGCUCAGCUUGAAGCUCAAAAGAUUCUCGAAUCUGAUAAGCCUGUGGUUGAAGAUGAAGAUGAAGACGAGGAUGAGGAUGAUGAUGAAGACGACGACAAAGAUGAAGAUGAAGCUGAGGGACAACAUGAUGGAGAUGCAAGUGGUAGGUCAAAGCAAAGCCGAAGUGAAAAGAAGAGUCGGAAAGCAAUGUUAAAGCUUGGAAUGAAACCCAUACCUGGUGUUAGUCGGGUUACUGUCAAAAAGAGCAAGAAUAUUUUGUUUGUUAUAUCAAAACCUGAUGUUUUCAAAAGCCCAACAUCAGACACUUAUGUUAUCUUUGGAGAAGCUAAGAUUGAGGACUUGAGCUCACAAUUGCAAACUCAGGCUGCAGAGCAGUUCAAGGCUCCUGAUCUCAGUCAUGUAAUUUCCAAGCCUGAGACUUCAGCAAUGGCUCAGGAUGAUGAAGAGGUGGAUGAAACAGGAGUGGAGCCAAAGGAUAUUGAAUUGGUGAUGACCCAGGCUGGAGUCUCCAGGGCAAAGGCUGUGAAGGCUUUGAAAGCUGCUGACGGGGACAUAGUUUCUGCCAUCAUGGAGCUUACCAACUGAUAGGAGCAUUCCUUUGUUAUGUUAUUAUGUUAUCCAGUGGCGUUUUUAUUAUGGUUCUUUAUACUGUGUACUCUCAAAGUCGGAUUUUUUUUAUCAAAUUUUGGCAUUUUCACAUUAUUGUGCUUUUCUCUGUUGUAUUACUAAACAAAUAUGAGAUGCAUCUCUUGGUGAUUGAUUUUUCAUUUCACAA
Jatropha curcas is the source of this 911-nucleotide messenger RNA. Its product is annotated as Nascent polypeptide-associated complex (NAC), alpha subunit family protein. Gene Ontology annotation, cellular component: nascent polypeptide-associated complex. Lineage: Eukaryota; Viridiplantae; Streptophyta; Magnoliopsida; Malpighiales; Euphorbiaceae. The record is from RefSeq and is a predicted model, not a curated record.